Molecule: messenger RNA, 3723 nt
Organism: Talaromyces amestolkiae
Lineage: Eukaryota; Fungi; Ascomycota; Eurotiomycetes; Eurotiales; Trichocomaceae
Exons: 6
Coding region: 1-3723 (1240 amino acids)
Biological process (GO): DNA-templated transcription
Molecular function (GO): flavin adenine dinucleotide binding; DNA binding; NADP binding
Source: RefSeq, a predicted model, not a curated record
AUGGCCUCCAUACGCACUUAUAGUACAUACGACAAACAUGGAUAUACUUACUAUCCCGUCGCUAUCAUUGGCGCCGGCGAAUCUGGGAUUGCCAUGGGUUGUCAGCUUAAGCAACAGCUGAACUUCGACCAGUUUCGCAUAUUCGAGAGAAGAUCGGGUAUUGGAGGUACUUGGUGGAGUAAUAGAUACCCCGGCGUUGCCUGCGAUAUUCCGGCAGUUUUAUAUUCCUUCUCCUUUGCACAGAACCCCAAAUGGACUUCAACCUUUCCCUCAGGAAAAGAGAUUGCAGAGUAUCUGGCCGACGUCUGUAACAAGUACGAAAUCGUGGACAAACUACAAUUUCACACAGAGGUGGCAGAACUGAAGUGGUUGACUGACGAAGAAGAGUGGGAACUAACCGUAAUUCAUCUUGUGCCUGGGGCAGGGGAUUGGUCAGAGGCCGAACGACGAGAUAGAAUCGCCGCCGAGGGACCGAAAAGUGUCUAUUUAGCCACUGAGAAAAUACGGGCAAAGAUUGCCAUCAGUGCUGUAGGUGGACUAGUAGAGCCGCAGGUGAUACCGAAAGACAUCCCAGGUUUUGACACCUUCGAAGGCGAACUCACCCAUACAGCGAGAUGGAACGAGGAUCUCGAUGUAAAUGGGAAAGAUGUGGUUGUCCUUGGCGCCGGCGCCAGUGCUGCUCAAGUUGUCUCGAGCAUAUCGUCGACUAAAUACAACAUCAAAUCGGUCACACAGCUGCUAAGAACAGCGCCAUGGGUCAGACCUGACGAUGAUAGUGGCCAGCUGAAAGACGAGCAAUUACAGCAAUUGUCGUGGUACUUCCAGUAUAUUCCUGGUUUCCAGCGAGUGUACAGAACAUUGGUCUUCUUUCUGGUUGAGCAUGAGUUUUUCCUGAUGUUCUCGAAUACAUCCUACACUGAGAAGCACAGACCACUCGAGCAAGAAAGGUAUCGUCGUUUCAUGGAAAGGACCGCUCCAGCCAAGUAUCAUGAUCUACUGAAUCCAGAUUAUGAUCUGGGUUGCAAGAGACGAAUCAUUGGCGGCGCGUGGUUGAGAAGCUUGCACCGUCCAAAGGUGAAUCUGACCUCCCGCGAACUGAAGAGCGUCAACGCUCGCAGUGUCACACUUGGCGCGCCGACUUAUCCUCGUGCGGCUAAAACCGUUGCCGAGAACGAUGAGGUAGAGCUUCCAGCAGAUAUUAUAGUCCUGGCGAAUGGAUAUCGAACCAACGAAUAUCUGCAACCUCUUCUGGUCAUCGGCAAAGACGGUCGAAGUAUCCAUGAGAUUUGGGAGGAGAGAGGCGGACCUCAAGCCUAUCUUGGAGUCGCGAUGGACAAGUUUCCUAAUUUCUUCAUGAUCUUUGGACCUAAUACCGUUACCGGCCACACCAGCGUCAUUCUGGCGAGCGAAAACGCCAUCACCUAUACUCUGAAACUGAUAAAGCCGAUUCUCAAAGGCACCGUAAGCACUUGGGAAAUCAAGGAGAAUGCUGAACGUGAAUGGACGAAAAAGGUCCAGGAUGGAUUGAAGCAGACGCCUUUCAAUAACGGCAGCUGUACAAGUUGGUACACAAACGAUAAGGGUUGGAACUCGACCGCAUAUCCAUUCUCACAAAUCGACUAUGGGUUGCGAUGCAUGUUUCCGGUCUGGAAACACUGGCAAUCUAAGAUGACUGCCGAAGGUCUGAAACAGCAUAACAAGAGAACCUGGAAUCGCCGGAUGGCUCUCGCUCUGACGGUAGCACUCUAUCUCUGGGGAAGAAGGAAUUCGUCGUGGGAGCAAACGAUCCGAUUGAAUAUCGCUCAAGCAGUUUCGAAGGUCAAUACUCUAUUCACCAGUCUGAAUGAACUAUCCACUUUCAAAACAUCACUUGACUCGGUACCCUUUGAUCAAUAUUCUACCGACCCCUCUCGUACUGGGCCUAUCUCAACCUCCCAAGAGCAGCCUUCMCCAGCCAGUCCACCACAAACCAGACAUCCUCGAUUCCAUGGUCCGACUAGUUCGGCUUUCAAUUUUGGUGUAGCUCGAGUGAGUCUCCGUGACAUGGGUUUGACCUCUACCGAGAAUUCAAUCCAUGAUGACCUCGCUGCUGUCGCCGAGGAAUCAUCACUGCCAACAGCUUUGACCCGCCUGGCAGCCAUGCAUCCUACCAAAGACCCGAUAUGGGCCAUCACUCGAGAAGAGGCAGUACGCUUGUGUAGAGUGUAUGAAGAAGAAAUCGGCUUGAUGUACCCUUUCUUCAACAUUGAAAAGGUCAUUUCACAAACAAAUCUUCUCUACAAUUUUCUAGAAGCAGCGACAAGAACCGGCUUGACGCAAACUCAAUUACCAGGGUUGGAUGGCUUACAAGACGACGAUUCUCUUAAUUUGAAAAUGAUUCUUGCCACAACACUGGUCCUUGAGGGUGGUGGUCAAAGUACGCUAGCAAGACAGCUUUUUGACACUGUGAAGCAGGUGUUUUAUACAAAGAUACUAGAACCCGCAAAUAUCAAAACGAUUCAGCUGUUUUCAAUUAUGGCAAUGUAUUACUUCCACACAGACAACGAAUUGAUGUGUUAUCGUAUUACGGGCAUGAACGCUCGGGCAUGCCUUGAGCUUGGAUUGCAUCGAUGGGAUGCAGUAAUCAAAGCAUUUCCAACUGAAAGCGACUGGACGGAGGUCGUUCGACUGUUCUGGGCAAUCUAUAACCUUGACCGAAGAUUCAGCUUUGGCACGGGCUUGCCCUUCGCAAUUCCGGAUAGUGACAUUGAUCCCAGCCUUCCAGAGCCUGAUGAUUCGCGGCCGUACUCGAAGAGCAUGGUUGCAUAUGAUCGGCUCAGUUCGAAGAUAUGGUACUCUGGCGUGGGGUUCGAAGGUUCUACCGACGUUAACAGAGAAGAAAUUGGCUUCCUCGAUUAUCAAGUUUGCCAGUGGUACAAGAAUAUACCGGAAAGUAUGAAGCUUUCGGUGGAAUCGCCUGGCAACGACAACUCUGGCAAUCGAGGACUACAGCGACUGCGGGUGCUAUUAUACCUUCGAAUGAAUCAUCUACGGAUCCUGAUCUAUAGACCAGUUCUGCAUUCAGCAUCAAGUAUUGUCGAGAACCAAGGACAUGCUCGCACGGUCGUUGGUAUUGCUAGAGACACUAUCCGAAUUCUAGCUAGACUCAAUCAGACGUCUGACAUCUACAGGACACAACAAAUAACUUUCAAUUGGUUCUUGGUCGCUGCGCUUGCUGUUCUAUUUCUCGCAGUCUGCCAUGCUCCUGGUGAAUUCAGCCGCGAAGUGCGCGACGAAUUCUAUCUAGCGCUGGAUCUUAUCAACGGCUUCAGCGCACAUUCCUACAUCUCCAUGAGACUAUGGAAUUCGAUUAAAGGACUGCGCAAGAUUGCCGAGAAACUGGGUGUAUUUGGUCGCAACAACGGAACAGAUGCUCGUGAUCCCCAUUCGAACGCAGCCGUUGCCAUGGCAGGUUUAGCCGGACAUCCCAUGGAAAACAUGUCGGUAUAUGGGCCGACAAUGGGGACAAUAUCUGAACUAGGGAACAGCCCCAUGAACGGCCUACAAAUCAGUCAUGAACUGACCAAUCUUUUCGAAGCUGUCGGGGCAACGAAUUCCUUUGGAGCUGAUAAUCUCACCGGAUUCAUUUCGAAUGAUGGUGAUUUGCAGAAUUCUGGUGAAGGCUUGGCCGGGGUUCUGAGCAGCGAUGCCGAGUUUUCGCGCAUAUUGAGUGGUCUCAUAUAA